This is a messenger RNA of Dermacentor silvarum, 2341 nucleotides long. RefSeq lists its product as uncharacterized. Gene Ontology annotation, biological process: regulation of DNA-templated transcription. Gene Ontology annotation, molecular function: sequence-specific DNA binding; DNA-binding transcription factor activity. The transcript is spliced from 11 exons. The record is from RefSeq and is a predicted model, not a curated record. NCBI's taxonomy places the organism in Eukaryota, Metazoa, Arthropoda, Arachnida, Ixodida, Ixodidae. Bases 191 to 2341 code for a protein of 716 amino acids.
GCUGUGCGCUUGAGCGAGAGGGAAAGAUACGUCGCCUGCUUCCUGACAUUUCAGAAGACGUCAUUUUAGCUUCACCCCUCUAAUGAGAGACAGGUGAGCAGUGAGCUCCGUCCACGAACUGUCCCCCACUUUUGUUCAAGUGAAAUCGGAUCGCUUCCUCCUCGACAACUUUGCAAGCACUGCGGCAGCUAUGGACGACAUCACCGACGAUCAGAUCUUCGACAUCUCCCAGGUGACGUUGGCCACGGAGAACAUUAGGGUCGAGCCACCCGCGGCCGCGGGCCGUCGUUGCCGUAAGAACUGCGGAUGUCGGUCCUCUGCUAAGCCUUGUGGUCGCGUCCGCAAGGCAACCACCCGUACAGGCGCCAAGCGAGGACGUACUCGCCAAGCGCGUCCCGCCGCAGAAGCCUUUGUCGCGACUGCUGCUACUUCUGCUGCUCCGCAGAGAACGGGGUACUGCGGCUGCGUCAAAUCCGAAACGGCCAAAGAAGUGCCGCUGGAGAGCGUCACCGCGGAGAGCGAGUCGACCAUCGACCAGCAGGCCGCCAUGUAUGUCUCGAAGAUCCUGCCGGACGAAGCGACCAUUGUUUACCCGGAGCGAGGCUGCGUGCUGGCAGCGUUGUGCAGCGACCACUCGUAUGCAAGCUGGGAGGACCCGCCCACCCCACCACCGCAACUACGGCGCGGAGGGCGCGCUCGCCCACCCGACGAGCUAGUCGUGUGCAAGCCCCAAUCCGGCCGUUGGUCCUCGCUGCUGCCCGUGGGCACGGUGGUGCGCAGACCCUCGGUCAAGCUGGUCCAGCUCGUCGCGCAGGCCAUACACGAGAGCCCGCACCGGGUACUGCGAGUCACGCAAGUCUACGCCGCACUGCAGAACAGAUACCCUUACUACAGGCUCCUGGACACGAAGAGCAUCCGCAGCUGGAAGAGCUCGGUGCGUAACACGCUCCUCCGAAAGUGGUUCAUGAAGCUCCGCCCCACGUCCGGAAUGUGCGAGACGGUUCGGCCAGGGAAUUUCUUCUGGGGCCUCAACUACAGCAAAAGGCCACUCGAAUGGCAGAUGCCCCAACGACUGCCGCGUCUGUUUCUGCCGACCGACAACGAAGGUGAGCAGCGGGACGGCGAGGCGUCCACGCUGUGCUCGGGCCUACACCGAAACACCGAGUCACCGAGCAAGACGAACGCAGCGCUGAUGCCGUCGGCAUUCCGCCUCGAACUGGAGCACACGCUUUUCGCGCCACCGGAACCCCAGUCACCGGGCGGCAAGCGCAAUCUGUCCACCGUCCAAUGCAGCGAGCUCGCGCCGGUGACGUCGGCUGCGCAGUCGGAGGACGACCUGGCCUCCGUGGGCAGCCCUCCGUCUGAGAGCAUGAAUCCAGUCGGCUGGCCGGCGCCGGGGAGAACGGAGAAGCAGGCCAUGCACCAGCCAAGUGACAGCGCCUGUGCUGCGCCACCUAGCGUGAGGGACGGCAUGUACUUCCAACCGCCGUCGGCACCACCUUGCUCAACCACAACGACCACUUCCCUGACUGCGAUGAUGGCGUCGCAGCCGACAGCGCCGGUGGAGGCGGUCGUGGAUAGCAUCCAGAAGCCGGCGCAGUCCCUGUCGGGCGAGUCGUUCGUCCAACUACAGCAAGAAGAGCAGCAGCAGCAGCAGCAGCAGGAGGUGCAACACUCAUUGCAAGAACGGCCACAGCAGCAGCAGCUGCUGCACAUGCUGCAAGCACCACUGCAACAGUUCCAGGAACAGCAGCAGGAGCCGCAACAGCAACAGCAGCAGCAGUGCUACGAGACGCUGUGUGACAGCCCUAACGAGCUCUCCGAUAACGUCAGAGCGGAACUAGAGGACAUGUACUGGGCGUACGUCAAUGACGUCCACGGAUCGGUGGGGUUCGGCCACGACGAAGCGCUGGCACCGUCGUACGUGACUAUGACAUCUCCGAGGCAGACACCGCUUGCCACCGCGGCUUCAACCCGAGUGCAGACCCCAUCCGAGCAGUCACCGUCGAUUCCCGGACCAUCACAGACGCCUGAGGAGGCCUUACUGCAACCGAUGCCGCAGGAGCAGGCACGCCACCUGGGGAACAUCCUCAGAGGCUACGGACUGCAGUCGGCCGACGGCGAGUGCUUCGCCUUUCUGAACGCCUCGUGGAGCCUGUGGAAUUACUUGACCCGGCUUGGCGUCGUAAGGAGGAGCGCCGAGUCACGCGCCAGUGGUGAACGAGGGCGCAUUGGGGCGCUCGUGGUGGCGUCACCGUCAACGCCACUGCCCACCCAUGUCGACAACUGCGGGCUGCGAUCGGAAGAGGCCGACCGACCCUUCACCGGCAGCGAAGAGUGA